Boleophthalmus pectinirostris (great blue-spotted mudskipper) is the source of this 1085-nucleotide messenger RNA. It is a transcript of the gene tagln3b, whose product is annotated as transgelin 3b. The record is from RefSeq and is a predicted model, not a curated record. Gene Ontology annotation, molecular function: protein binding. Lineage: Eukaryota; Metazoa; Chordata; Actinopteri; Gobiiformes; Gobiidae. The transcript has 5 exons. The coding region runs from base 313 to 912 and encodes 199 amino acids.
AGUUAUUGAUUCUGCCGAUUGCUGCGUAUAUAGGCCAAUAUUCCACUGUCCGGGAGCGUUGUCACGUCGCGUUCAGCUGUGGUCCUCUCUAGGGACCCCUUCCGGACUCAGGGAUAUAAAGCGUGAGUUUCGCCCCUCCCGGACCAUUUGAGCUCAGCGUGGCCCGAUGCGCCUCCGCUGCGCUUCAUGGAUGCUUCGGCAGUAGAGCAUCCUCAUCCUUGCCCCGCUCGGAGGAGAGCACACUGAAACAGUAACGGGACGUGUGGAGACAUAUCUUUGCAGUCUAUUUAGUGUAACAGGUAGAGGGCUGCCAUGGCUAACAGAGGGCCCAGUUAUGGACUGAGUAAAGAAGUGCAGGAGAAAAUUGACCAGAAGUAUGAUCCCGAUUUAGAGCAAAAACUGGUGGAUUGGAUCAUGGCUCAGUGCGGGGGGAACCUGGACAAGCCACAGCCGGGCAAACAGAACUUCCAAAAAUGGCUGAUGGAUGGAACAAUCCUCUGCCGACUCAUCAACAGCCUUUAUCCGAGAGGAAAGGAGCCCAUCAAAAAGAUCCCAGAGACGCAGAUGGCCUUCAAACAAAUGGAGAAAAUAUCACAGUUCCUCCAGGCUGCUGAAGCUUAUGGUGUCACCACAACAGACAUCUUUCAAACUGUGGAUCUAUGGGAAGGAAAGGAUAUGGCCGCAGUUCAAAGGACACUAAUGGCUCUUGGGAGUUUGGCUGUGACCAAAGAUGAUGGACAUUACAAAGGAGAUCACGACUGGUUUCACAAAAAAUCCCAAGGCUACAGACGAGAGUUCACAGAGGAGCAGCUACGCCAGGGCCAAAGCCUGAUUGGGCUGCAAAUGGGGAGCAACCGUGGUGCUUCCCAGUCCGGUAUGACAGGCUAUGGUAUGCAUCGUCAGAUAAUGUAGACUUAAGACCACUCUGACUACCUAACCGUAUUUAACAACUCCUCUGCUUGUAGCUCUUAUUUUUACUAACACCACAAGUGUUGUAGCCCCAAAGCCUUCCUCUCGCUAUGCUAACCUCAACUUCCCUGGAAUUGCUGCUUUUUUAAACUAAAUAUUUUAAAUGAUGUCAGAUU